CGAAGCUGUCAUCGACGAGGGUGUACGAUUCAGUCAGAUUUGACAGGGGACCUGCAUUGCCACGUGGUUCUGGCUCGCCCCGGAUCGGAUCGGAUUUUUUGAAGGGAAGAUUGGCGCCCUUUCCGUAUCCUUAAGGGUCGGCUUCGCACCUUGCGCCAGGCCGUCCACCAUCGUAUGAUCCUCCUCCCACGCAGAGCCGCCAACAUCUCACUACCCUUUCUGACAUCCAUAGCUAGACUCGGCCCACUUUGGCUCGUUCCUCGUCGCACUUUCUCCACCUCUUCAGCUCGUCUCGCCGGUCGUGACCUCUUCGAAGAAGCUCGGCUUGAGCUCAACUUUUACAAGAAGAGGGCAGAAAUGGGUGAGAAGUACGCAGGCUGGAGCAGCGGUCAGCUCCUUGCGCGGAUACAAGAGUUGGAGAGUGCUGUCGGGGAGCGACAAGUGGGAAGCUCUUCUUCCUCUUCUUCCGCUAUCCCUAAUGGCCAUGCUAGUGAGCCUCGUCAGUCUCGCACAGCUGGGGAACCUUCAACUCUGAAUGCCAGUGCAGGUCCAGCCGUGGCUGCUAGAUACCUCUCUCAAGACCCUCCGCGACGUCUAGGCAAGACAGGGGGCGUCUCGGCCAAGCGCCAGGAGGGCCGGACGUUCGACGUCUCCAACCUGCCUGUGCGGAAGAUUGCCCUUCGCUUCGCUUACGAUGGAGCCAACUAUUCCGGCCUGGCCCAGCAAGGGGACGGCAUCCCUGAUUCGGCUUCGUCGGCCAAGGCUACCAACACCAUGCCCACUGUAGAGGCGCUCUUAUGGAAUGCCCUCUGUAUGGCUCGGCUAGUGGACCCAGCCAAGGGUAUGGCAGGUGCUGGCUGGAGCAGGUGUGGGCGGACAGACCGAGGAGUGAGCGCUGCAGGCCAGGUGGUAGCACUCUGGGUCCGGAGCAGGAAAGUGGACGAGAGGGAGAUGAGACGGAAAGAGGAGGAGCGGUUAGAGGUCACAGAGGCUGCUGGUGGGAUGAAAUACACCAGAGUAGGGACAGCGGAGGCCGAGGAGGAAGACGAGGCAGCGCUGGCGGACCUUGCCGAGGAAGAGCGCCUCGAAGAUGGUGACACCCAAGCCUCCUCUUCGAAUCUCAUACCUGGAGUGUCGUCCUCAUCGCCCGAGCUUCCGUACAUUCAGUCUCUCAACAAACUUCUUCCCGAAACAAUUCGAGUCCUCGGCUGGUCUCCUGUACGGCCCUCCUUCAAUGCUCGCUUCGACUGCCGCUAUCGUCACUACAAGUACUUCUUCACUUCUGGACCCCCAGACCACCUCCUCCCUCCACAAGGCCAGUCAGCAAGAAGGAUAGCGCCUCCGAAGAUGGACAUUGAUGCUAUGAGGGAGGCAGCUAGCUACUUUCUAGGCGAGCACGACUUUCGGAACUUCUGCAAGGUGGAUGCGAGCAAGCAGAUCAAGAAUUUCAGGAGACGGAUAGACGGAGUCUCCAUCGAUGAGGUCGAGUCUGGAUGGCCGAGCGCUGGUUCAAUAGGAGUUCUGCAAUCCCAGAAAACAGGAGAAGGAGGGGAGGCAAUGUACGUCCUCAACCUGCGAGGUACAGCUUUCCUCUAUCAUCAGGUCAGACACAUCAUGGUCGUUCUCCUCCUCGUCGGCGCCGGGCUAGAGAAGCCCAGCAUCGUCAAGGAGCUGCUCAACAUCCAUAAUGGUGCCUGGCAAGCGGACAAGGCGUGGCUGAGGGCUGCAGGUGUCAGAAGCUCCAGGUCGAGGGCGGUGGAGCUUCCGGGGAGCACGGCUACAGAGCCCGACGGAGCUACCGCCAACACUUCCAGUCCGCGUCUGAAGGCUCUACGACUCGCCACUGAGACCACGUCUCCUGGAGAAGAGUUGUUCUCAGAAUCAGACGAGGAUGCAGAUCUGCUCGUGUACGACCGCAAGCCCGGCUACGAGAUGGCUGCCGACCGGCCACUAGUGCUAUGGGAGUGCGGUUUCCGCCCGCGUGACAUUGCCUGGCGUACAGGUCCUUACGAUGGGCCUCUGCCAGGCUCUGGCUCGGGCUCGGGUGGAAGCCUGGGCGGAAGCACGAGCGAUCGGGUCUCCAUGUCCUCAGAGCAAGUCACAGGCGAGACGGAGUUCGCCAUGGGUAUCAGCAAUGACCUCUACCGCAUCUGGAACCAACAUGCCAUCUCUGCUGAGCUCACUCGACACUUCUUUCUUGCUGCCGCCUCGCCCGCGGCUGCGAGCACUGGGACUAAAAGUGAAGGACGAAAGGGCCCAGUAGGUGUUCCCGCCGGCACCUUCUAUCAAGACGCCCGCUGGCCAGUUCCAGGAGGAGCUCCUCGAACUCUCCCUUCUACCUCCCCAUCUCCACCUCAAUCUACCAUCCCACCUCAAUCUGCAAUCCCACCUCAAGCGCAAGCGCCAGCGCACGCACGCGCCGCGCCCUCUCUCCCCUUUGGCAACGGUGUUCAUCGCCCCGUGGUGCAGUGGAAGGGAUUGGCCAACAGGCAACGUGAGGAUACGCCUGAAGAGAAGAAUGAGAGGUGGGUGAAUGGAAAGGGAAAGAGGAAAGCAGAGGCAAAGGCUGUGGCAAAGGCUGAGGCAAAGGCAAUUCUUGAAGCUGGAAAGGAGAUGGGAAUGGGGGAUGGAGACGAGUGUUGAGGUUGAGGCUGAAGCUGAUGGGGGUGGGAGGGGAGGGGAGAAGAGUGAGUGAGUGAAUGGAGGAGAGUAUGGUAGCACGAUGUUCACUGUGUUGCUACUGGGAUGAUGUGAUAAGAAAUAAAUUUUGGGUAGAUAGACCACAGUAGCGUCCGCUCCUCUCCGCCCCGUUCCACAUCAUAUCGCAUCGCUCUAUUGUGCCUCAUGUAAAUCUCCAGCUUCCCCUCUCCUCCUCAACCAUCCUCCUUGCCAAAUCCAUG
Messenger RNA from Microstroma glucosiphilum, 2900 nucleotides. RefSeq names its product pseudouridine synthase. NCBI's taxonomy places the organism in Eukaryota, Fungi, Basidiomycota, Exobasidiomycetes, Microstromatales, Microstromataceae. Bases 175 to 2643 code for a protein of 822 amino acids. Gene Ontology annotation, biological process: tRNA pseudouridine synthesis; mRNA pseudouridine synthesis. The record is from RefSeq and is a predicted model, not a curated record. Gene Ontology annotation, molecular function: RNA binding; pseudouridine synthase activity. The transcript has a single exon. Gene Ontology annotation, cellular component: nucleus; cytoplasm.